Molecule: messenger RNA, 1149 nt
Organism: Zasmidium cellare ATCC 36951
Lineage: Eukaryota; Fungi; Ascomycota; Dothideomycetes; Mycosphaerellales; Mycosphaerellaceae
Exons: 4
Coding region: 1-1149 (382 amino acids)
Biological process (GO): polyketide biosynthetic process
Molecular function (GO): acyltransferase activity, transferring groups other than amino-acyl groups
Source: RefSeq, a predicted model, not a curated record
AUGACCUCUCUAGACACCGUUGACAUCCGAGUGGUGGGCUUGGGGGUACAAUAUCCAGAGAAUCGAAUCAGUCCCGACGAUCUUGACGACUUGAUCGAUCGCCAUUAUCCGGAUUCGAAGACUCUGAAGAAGCUCUCCAUCAUCAAUCGUUCAACAAAGAUAAACUCAAGACCCGCCAUACUUCAGACCGCCGACGAGAUUCUAAAUCGAAAAUCACCUCCCUCAAUAGCAGAGCUCGACAAAGUGUUCCUGAGCGAAGGCGUGAAACUCUCAGUCACUGCCUGCCAACAGGCCCUCAAGAACUGGGGAGGAGAUGCCGUCGAGAUAACGCACAUGGUCUCGGUGACAUGCACCAACACAGCAAACCCAGGAUACGACCAUUACGUCGCCGAAGAGCUGGGGUUGUCGCAUUAUGUCGAGCGGACGCUACUUCAUGGCGUUGGCUGCUCAGGGGGGAUUCUGGCUAUGAGGACAGCGUGCACCCAGGCGUUGGCAGCUACGGCGGUGGGCAGGAAGGCUCGGGUGCUUGUUCUCGCCUGCGAGCUUUGCAGUUUGUUCGGCCGGUCGGAGCUUGAGAGUGCGUAUCAAGAGCGAAAGACAAGUGUAGGCGUGUGUUUGUUUAGUGACUGUGCUUCGGCGUGCAUCAUCAGCAAUGGCAUUGGGGAAGGAGAGAAAGGUCGGAGAUUCCAUUCCGCAGAACGCCAAUCCACACUUCGAGUCCGAGGAUGGCAUGGGGAGAGUAUCAAGCAUUCGAGCGAAGAUCUGGGCUUUCACGCUGAUCCAUGUGGCUGGAAAUUCGUCCUCUCUCCACGAGUGCCAGGUAUCGCCGCCAAAGCCAUCAGACCGGCGUACCAAUCGCUUGUCGCUGCUAUUCCAUCGAUACACACAUUGGCUGGAGGGUUACCUUCAACGAAAGAUUUCAACUGGGCUGUUCACCCAGGCGGUUCAUCAAUCCUCGCAGGCGUUCAAGACGCUUUAGACCUUCGAGUCCAGGAUAUGGCUGCGAGUUGGCAUGUGUACCUCGAGAACGGCAACAGCUCGAGUGCCACGAUUCUCAGCGUAUUGAAUCAGUUAUGGCAGAAGAGUAGCCAGGACAGUCCACUGUCAACAGAGCCGGAGUGCAAGGCUCGGGUGGUAAUGGCACCAUAG